Molecule: messenger RNA, 566 nt
Organism: Gryllus bimaculatus (two-spotted cricket)
Lineage: Eukaryota; Metazoa; Arthropoda; Insecta; Orthoptera; Gryllidae
Source: the annotation of a GenBank genome assembly
GAGAUCCUGUUCACCGUGGUGAACGAGUACACGGACUGGGAGCGCACGGUGCAGCACCCCAUCAACACGCGCGACGCCACGGUGGCGGCGCUGAGCGACGCCGAGUUCGUGGCGCCGCUGGUGCAGACGGGCGACCUGCUGGCGUCGGCCGCCGCCGCCCAGCCGCCGCCCCCGCCGCCACCGCCCGGCGCCCCGCCCUCCGAGCGCCCGCACACGCCGCGCGCCUUCUUCUACGUCUUCGACUAUCAGACCAAGGAGGGCGACUACCCGCAGCGCAUGGGCACGGUGCACGGUGAGGAGCUGCCCAACCCCAACGAGCAGCAGAAGCAGGAGCCCGUGCUGGCCGGCUCCCGCGAGCGCAACCGAUUCCGCUCCAUCGUGUGGGACGAAAAGUGACUUGCUUCAAGUGACCUCGACUAUUUUCGGAUUCUUGGAGGAGAAAACAGAGACGACUCACGUGUUUCUGAGGUGUAUGAACAUAUAGAAUUGAUUGAUUAGUGAUUAGGGGAGCAUCAACAGCUAAGGCCAAUAUUCCCGUAAGCGUGGUGAGUGUUUUAUCGUGGGAG